AUUGUCUUGAGGGUUAUUCUCUAUCAUCUCUAUCCUUUCUCUUGACAAAAACUUUAAUCUUUCAAUUGCUUGAAGUUUUUUCUGUCAGGAAAAAGAAAACAAUUAUCAUCAUCAUGGCAUCUCUAACACCAGGAGUGUUGCUAAAGCUUCUUCAGAGUAUGAACUCGAAUGUAAAAGUUCGCGGAGAGUAUCGAUCCGUUCUGUUACAAGUUAUCAGCAUUGUGCCCGCCUUGACCGGCUCGGAGCUAUGGCCUAAUCAAGGCUUCUUCGUAAAAGUAUCGGAUUCGUCGCAUUCGACAUAUGUAUCACUCUCCAAGGAUGACAAUGAGCUUAUCUUGACUAACAAGUUACAGCUCGGACAGUUUUUCUACAUUGAUAGAAUGGAAGGCGGAUCGCCAGUUCCGACCCUGAUUGGUGUCAGACCAAUUCCGGGACGAAAUCCUUUCGUAGGAAAUCCGACGGAUUUGAUGCAGAUGUUGGUGCCAUCUGAUGGUCCUGUGCCGGUUGAUAGUGAAGGAGGUAACGGGUCGAAAAUAAAAGAGUUAACGGAGAAUUCAAGACAGAAAAUUGUUAUCAAAGAGGAAAGAACUGGGGUUGCGUCAAGAUAUAUGCAGACAAAUUCGAAAUGGAGCGGACCGGAUUCGAGUGGAGGUGGUAAUGGUAACAGCAAUGAGACAGAGAGUAACAAUGGAGUAGGUACCGAGAAGGGUGGAAUAAUGAAGGGCAAACAACAAGAAAACAAAGGUCAGGCGCGGCCUACUACUCCCGUCCGAAAUCGAGGGGAUUCACUUUCAUCAAAGUCCAAUGUUGCUGCGCCCAACAGCAAAGCGGCUCCAGCGCUUUGUAAGAGCAAAUCUGCAAAAUCUUCAUCAAAUAAACAUGAAACGACCAACUUGACUUCCUUGUCAAGUAAUAUAGAUAAGAACUUUUUGUCUGAUACAACUUCAUGGAGCUCUCUGCCUGCUAGCCUCUUGAAGCCUGGAAAGGGAAUGCUUAGAAGGAAGUAUUUAGCUUCUUUAAUUGCAGCAGAAGCACAGAAAGAAGCAUCCGCGGCUGCUGCUCUUGUCAAGUGCCUAAAUAUGUUUGCCGAUCUUCGUUCCUCUGCCUCACUGGAGAACCCCCACCAUUCUCUCACCAGGUUCUUCAUGCUGCAACAGCUCAUCGACAAACCGAACAUAACAACCCCGUUAACGGAUAAAUCACUCAGAUCAACACCACAAUUUUCCAUUCCAGACACUGACAAAACCGGCAAAAGAGCGGGUCUUAGUCACCCUAAGACUAUAUUGAAGACUCCAAAGUCUUCAAUAGAGUUGAUUUUAGCUGAGAAGGUGGAGUGGGCUAAAGGAGAGGGUUCAAAAGAAAUCAAAGAACUAAGAGAAGCCAUCUUAAACGAAACAAGAAAUUGGUUCGUCAAAUUCUUAGAAGGCGCAUUGGAUGCAGGGUUUCGCGUUGCUGUCCACGAGAAGAAGGGCAAGGAGAGUGUGGGAAGACGAACGGAACCGGAGAACAAUCACAUUGCUGUCACACUGUCACAGCUCAAGCAUGCAAAUGAAUGGUUAGAUAAACUGAGGAACAACUUGACAACAUCAGAACAGAAUAACAUAUUGGUAGAGACAAUUGAUCGGUUGAAGCAAAAGAUUUACACUUGUUUGCUUGCUCAUGUGGAUUCAGCUGCGUCAGCUUUAGAGAAUCGGUCUGAUCGAAGUUGAUACAGAAUUGUUUAAUAUCUAACAAUUGUAAAUUAAAUAACUUAUCUAAUAACAUUAUUGAGCCAAACAAUGUUAUUGCAAGUUUGGUGAUAUGUAUUUAUUAUGCAAAUCAUGUAUAAAUUCAUAUUUUUAUGCAAUAAGACUAUCUAAAAAUUUGCAGAGUGA
Messenger RNA from Mercurialis annua (annual mercury), 1874 nucleotides. RefSeq lists its product as uncharacterized. Bases 114 to 1709 code for a protein of 531 amino acids. The record is from RefSeq and is a predicted model, not a curated record. The transcript has 5 exons. Lineage: Eukaryota; Viridiplantae; Streptophyta; Magnoliopsida; Malpighiales; Euphorbiaceae.